Solea senegalensis (Senegalese sole) is the source of this 4523-nucleotide messenger RNA. It is a transcript of the gene rbm6, whose product is annotated as RNA-binding protein 6. The transcript has 23 exons. Gene Ontology annotation, cellular component: nucleus. Lineage: Eukaryota; Metazoa; Chordata; Actinopteri; Pleuronectiformes; Soleidae. Gene Ontology annotation, biological process: mRNA splicing, via spliceosome. Gene Ontology annotation, molecular function: RNA binding. The coding region runs from base 98 to 4024 and encodes 1308 amino acids. The record is from RefSeq and is a predicted model, not a curated record.
UUCACCAGAUUGCUAAAGCUGUGGCGAGACAACGUCCGAGUCACUGCAGUAUUGACAACAACAAGGCCGAAUAACAAAUAAAAUACUGACUGCAAACAUGUGGGAUGGACCUGGGCCCAGGCAAGGACCACGAGGAGGACCAUCCUUUCGUGGUGAUCAUCGUGGAGAAAUGUUCGGGGGCAGAGAUCGCCCCAUGCCUGACUAUAGAGGUAGAGAUGAGAUGAAUAUGGGUCACAUGGGCCCAAGACCUCAUGAUCUUCCAUCUAUGGACAUGAGAAGGAUGGAUGGACCACCCAUGAGAGGCCGUGACAUGGACCCACGUGAUAUGCAGGGUAGAGAGCCUAACAGAGAUUUUUUCAGACGGGGAGAGGAACCUGAUUUCACCCUCAGGAGGCAAUAUGAAAUUUCCAUCAGGGACAAACUUAUGAACUUUUCUGGUUUUCCGGGACCAGGCAGGAACUUAUCUGAAAUGGGAGGGAGGGGUAUGCCACCAUGGGAUCCAAACAACAAAUUUAAUGACAUUAGAGACAGAGAGUCAUUUCAGCCCAACAUGCCACGGUUCAAUAAUCCAAAUGUUGAUGGAAGAAGGGGGUUUCCAAUGGACCGAAAUGAUGGAUGUAGGGAUAUGCGUGACUGGCAGCCAAUGGGCACUGGUGAUGGCAAUCGCUAUGAUAUGGACUUACCUCCACAUGAGAACAGAAGGAUGGACUCUGAUAGAAGAGGAGGUCCACCUUUCAAUCCGAGAGGUGAAUUUGAUUCUGAUAUGGAUUUCCGAAAUCGUCCCGGACCAUCUGCUGAAUUUAGAGGAAGAGAUCGAUCACCUUUAAGAUUUGGAAGCAAUGAUGUUCCCUCGGUGGACAGGGCGAGAUCAGAUAUGCCUCCAGACUUUUCUGGCCCUCAAAGAUCUGAGUUUAUGGGUGCAGAAAACACUCUCAGACAGAACGAGUAUCCAGAGUCAAGUGAUAGUCCCCUUACGGAUUAUCGAAGUGGUGAAGAGAUGACUCUUGCAGAAGAAUGGAAAAACCGCCAAAAGGAAAAAAAACCUUUUGUGGGUAAAAGUAUUGGAGGUGUAUCUGAACCAAACUUCCCUGUAGGUUUUGGCAAUGAUGUGAAAAUUAGAGAUGCACCACCUUUUCAGGAAAGGAAUAGGCCUCCUGUAGAAUUUCCAAGGAAAGAUAUUGGCUUUGCUCGUGAUGAACGCUUUCCUGUUAUCGACCUACCGCCAAUUGGUAGCAAAGGCCCACAAGAAAAUCCACCUCCAGAAAUAAGUAAGUUUACUGGACCCCCUGGUAGAGAAAAUGAAAGUGAACAUUGGCUUGGGGAAAGGCCCCCAAAACAUAUUCAAAAUAAAUCCCAUGGUCAAGAAAGGCCUCAUUACCAUCAAGAGAAGAACUUGCCCAAACCAGAGAAUCAGGAGCCAAAGGAUUGUUUUAAAGGGAUGGAAGUCAGUCCAAGUCCUGCCAGGGUUAAAAUGGAACUGGAACACAAUUUCCAAAGCAGCAACACCAUGCAGGUGAGAGACCAAGACUACAGGGACAUUGAUUACAGAACAGGUUCUGGCAGAAACUUUGAUUACAAACAUGAGGACCUUCAAGGACCAGAGGAGAAACUCAUUACGGAAUCCAAACCAAUCACACCUUCAAAAUUUAGUGAAUCUGGUUCUCAGGAUCAGGAUUACAGGAGCGCAUCAGUGGAGGAGAAGGUUUCCAAUACUAUAUCCAUCAUUGGUAUUCCAAAGACUGCCACAAUGGAGCAGAUCCUUGGUGCCUUUGCAGUUCGUGAUGGUGUUCCAAUGCAGGGGAUGAAAAUCAAAAAUGUUGUGCCAGGUUACAGCUACGAUACGGCCUAUGUGGAGUUUUUAAACCUCGAGGAUGCAGUCCACUUCAUGGAGUCCAACAAGGGAUCCCUAAAGGUUGGCACUAAAACGGCAACCAUGAAAUUCAUCCAGCCAGACAAGCAUGAAAGAGUCCAUGAAUCUGAUCACAAAGUGCCUCUACUCCAGGAGCCCCAGUUGCCCAGACCAGACGAACCCUCGAAGGAUUUUAAUAAUAGUAACCUGAACGGGACCAAACCCAAGGGUCCCGUGGAGCCAGUGUCCCAUGGUGCUUGGCAGCGCAACUCUGACUUAACUCCAGAGGCGUGGCAGCAGCAGGUGGACCAGCAGCUGCAGCAGCAAGAGAGGGAGCAACUGGCAGACUCUUGGGGCUCCCGCAUCCAUCCUCCUCACAGUUCACAGCGAUCUGAAUCUGUCUUUAAAGACAGCAAAACCAUGAUUAUAAAGAAUGUGAAGACCACCACCUCAGUAGACACUAUCCUGAAAGCCUUGGAUCCCUUUGCAUAUCUGGAUGAACGAAACGUCCGUCUCGUCAAGGGCAAGCCGCCCGGAACAAAGUGCUUCUGCUUUGUGGACAUGGACUCCCAUGAGCAAGUGACACGUCUGGUUGAACUCCUCACUAAACCUAGACCCCUUUAUAUUGACGGAGUCAGAGUUUAUGCUGAAGUUGCCAAACCCCUGAAGAACCAAAGUUUUAGAAGAGAUUCCGAUAAACCAAACAGUUCUAUCCUUGGUUAUCCACCCGAGCCCAACACGAUGGGGCAGCUACCGUUCUCACAACCUCCGCAGUUUCUGCAGCCACCUGCUGCUCCUCCUGCUGGAAUGACAGGUGAUUUGUUACCUGCCACUAAUCUGUCAUUAGAUCCCAGCAUUAGUCAGGGAGCUGGUUUCUGUGAAACCCAAACUAUGGAUCCUUCAUUUCAUGCCGGUGGACCUCAUGUGCCCACAGAGUCGGCUGGUAUGAGCGCUGGUAUAGAUGGACAGGCUUACAUGUCUGGCUCUGAAAUCCCAGACAUUGCCAACUACUUGUUUGACGCCACAUCAGGCUUCUACUACGAUCCUGAGACAACAUUUUAUUACGACCCCAACUCUAGGUAUUUCUACAAUGCUCAAACCCAGGAGUACAUGUACUGGGAUCCGACAACAAAGACUUACAUCCCAGUUCCGGGAGGGAACUCCGCUGCAGAGACCCAACCUGUGGCCAUGACUGCCGAGGACCAGGCUAUUCUUUCCAACCCAGCGGCAGACGCUCCUCUGGAAAUGAAGAAACCAUCGGUGACUCCCUCGACCCCGGCCGAUUUGGUAGCCGCUAACACGUCCGCUCUGGAGCCCGAUCCCGUUUCUGCAGCGACUCCCGAGAAGAAAGAAGACGACGACUCUGCGAAAAAGGACAAGGAUAACAAAGAAGACAAGCCGAAGAGUCUCGCUGCCGUCAAGAUCAUGAAAGAUAUGGAGCGCUGGGCGAAGAUCCAAAAUCGUCAGAAGGACAUUGUCCGUUCCCCGUCACCGCUGCUGAGGACUGGAAUGGAUGAUGAUAGGAGGCAGUCCAAGUCAGCUGAUGCUGGUUUUGCUAUCUUUGAGAGAAAGAUCUCAGGUGGAGAUGAUCUUUUUAAAAAGCCCCUUGCUCCAGCAAAGAAAGAUGAAAAGUCAAAGCGUUCAAUGGGCUCUCUCGGUAUGCUGGCGUCAGACUAUGCAGCCGGAAGUGACGACGAAAUUGAAGAGGACAAGGAGGAGGCGGCUAAAAGCAGUCAGAGCGGCCAGUCUGAUGACAGGGAAGACAAACUGACAGACUGGAAAAAGAUGGCCUGUUUGCUGUGCAGGAGACAGUUCCCCAACAAGGACGCUUUGAUCCGACACCAGCAGCUCUCUGAUCUGCACAAACAAAAUAUGGAGAUCCAUCUCAAGAUCAAGAGGUCAAAGAAGGAGUUGGAAGCACUAGAAAAUCAAGAAAGAGAAUUGAGUGCUAAAGAAUCAACAAGAUCACCAGAACAGAAAAAAAGAAAACAGCAGCAGCAACAUAACACCUGGGCUGGGGGCUCCAGGGAGAUGAGUAAAGUCAGUGAGAGGCCCGGCUUAGGGGCUGAACCCAUUCAACAAAGGAAAAAGAAAGAGCAUGUCGUUUGGGACCAUGCCACCUACAAACAAGCAGUUCGCAAGGCCAUGUUUGCACGGUUCAAGGAACUGGACUGAUCAAAUUCUUACUUUAAUAUGUGAUACAUAUAUAUAUAUAUAUAUAUAUAUAUAAAAUGUGAAUGAAGUGUUUGCCCACCCUCGGCUCCAAAUCACCUGCACUGUUUUCCCUGUUUGCCAUGGACAUUGUCCCCGCUGUAUAGCCACAGUUUUGUACACUGAGAUUAAAAAUGGUGCGGUCUUUCACACAACGGAGGCAUGAUGGACGGUUUUCAAAAAAAAAAACAAGAAUUCUUAUUAUACAUCAUCGGCGAUGUAUGUUGUACAGAAAUGAUCUUGUGUCGUUCAUUCGAGUAUUCUUCCCACAAGGUGUGUGUGUGUGUGUGUGGCCUGUAAUGUAGAACCCCUGAAAUGUGUCCACACCGUUUUUUUUGUUUUUUUAUAUAUAAAUAUAUUGCGGUCACACUGGUUAGAAAGGUGAUUUUUACAUUUUAAUUCUCGUCAGUUGAAUUUGCUCUUAUGUGCAUAUUUUUAAGUAAAAAAAAACAAACAAACAAAA